Molecule: messenger RNA, 657 nt
Organism: Cladocopium goreaui
Lineage: Eukaryota; Dinophyceae; Suessiales; Symbiodiniaceae
Source: the annotation of a GenBank genome assembly
GUGGCAGAUGCUUUGCGGCGUGUGCUACCUGCAUCACCACAGAAUCAUCCAUCGGGAUAUUAAACCAGAGAACUAUCUGGUUCAGAGAAAGGGAGAAUUGAUGCUUUUGAAGCUUGCAGACUUUGGGCUUGCUUGUAAUUUCAAGAAAGGCCGACCUUUGAAGGAGAUGCUUGGGACACCAUGCUACGUCGCACCUGAGGUUCUCUUGGGAAGAUAUGAUGAGCGUUGUGAUGUGUGGAGCAUCGGCGUAGUUUCCUUUGUACUAUGCACAGGUCAUCAUCCUUUUGCUUUCAGCAACGCUGACACUGCAAAGGUUGUCCUUCAGAGAAUCAAGGCAAACGAAAUGGACGCCCGGGACGCUCAAUGGAAUGAAGUUCACGAUGAGGCCAGAGACCUUGUCUUCAAAAUGAUGCAACGAGACCCAGAAGAACGACCACGAGCAAAGCGUAUCCUUGCAGGGAGCACAUGGCUGCAGCAGUUCGAUGUACCCGACAGGUCAGAGUCGGUGCAGAGAAACAAUGGCUGCUGCGUUGUCAGCUAGACAGGCUAGACAUGGAUCCAAAGGAUUCCGGAAUCCCAGGAAUGUACAGCCCUCGGCACAAUGCUUGAUGGGCUAAAGACUGCCAAAGGACCCAGCGUUGCAGGCCCUGAAUUUCC